Molecule: messenger RNA, 1461 nt
Organism: Lodderomyces jiufengensis
Lineage: Eukaryota; Fungi; Ascomycota; Pichiomycetes; Serinales; Debaryomycetaceae
Exons: 1
Coding region: 1-1461 (486 amino acids)
Biological process (GO): transmembrane transport
Cellular component (GO): endoplasmic reticulum; membrane
Source: RefSeq, a predicted model, not a curated record
AUGAGUGAUCUACUAUCUAAUCCAGCUGAUACUUUAUCAUAUUUAGAUAUUUCAUUUUUAACUUUUGAAGCAGUUUUACAAGUUGUUAUAAUAUGUUUUGCAGGAUUUAUAUCAGCUAAAUCGGGUGUAUUAAAUACUCAAGGUCAAAAAGUAUUAGGUUCAUUAAAUGUUGAUUUAUUUACUCCUUGUUUAAUUUUUUCAAAAUUAGCAAAAUCAUUAAGUUUAUCAAAAUUAAUUGAUCUUAUAAUUAUACCCAUAUUUUAUGCUGUUUCUACUUUUAUAAGUUUUAUUUGUUCAAAAUUUACUUCAUGGAUUUUAAAUUUAAAUGAACCAGAAGCUGAUUUUGUUACUGCAAUGGCUGUAUUUGGUAAUUCAAAUUCUUUACCUGUUUCAUUAACUUUAAGUUUAGCUAAUACUUUACCAGGUUUAUUAUGGGAUGAUAUACCUGAUGAUGAUAGUGAAAAAGUUGCUGGUAGAGGUAUAUUAUAUUUAUUAAUAUUUCAACAAUUGGGUCAAAUUUUAAGAUGGUCAUGGGGAUAUAAUAAAUUAUUAAGAAAAAGAUCUAAUUUAGAAUUAAAUACUUAUUAUACUAAAAAUGGAAUCAAAAUUAUAAAUGAAGAAAAUUGUCAAUUAUUAUCAAAUGAUAGUGAACAAGCUUUAUAUAUGGAUGAAGAACAUGUAACUUCAAAUGAAGUGGAUGUAACUUCAUCAUCAUCAUCAAACAAUUCAAUUUCACAAAUCAAUAAUUACAAUACAAAUAAUCCACAAUCGUCGAUCUAUAAUCCAAACAACGAUAGCAAUCAUCAAGAUCCCUCAUCAUUAACAGAUAGCGAAGACAGUGACAAUGAAGUAAUGUUUAAACCAAUACGAUUGUGGGAUAAAUUUAUAGAUUUACCCGGUAUAAAACAAUUUAAAGCAUUUAUGAAUCCACCAUUAUAUGCAAUGUUAUUAAGUGUUAUAGUUGCAUCAACUCCAUUGCAAAAAGUUUUUUUUGAAACUGGUAAAGAAAAUGGUGAUGGAUCAUUUAUACAUAAUACAUUAACUGAAGCAAUUACUAGUUUAGGUUCAGUUUCUAUACCAUUAAUUUUAAUUGUAUUAGGAUCAAAUUUAUAUCCAUCGAAAGAUAUACCAGCUCCAUCAAAACAUUAUAAUCGUAUAUUAUUUGGUUCCCUUUUAUCAAGAAUGAUAUUACCUUCAUUAAUAUUAUUACCAAUAAUUGCAUUAUGUGUAAAAUAUAUUAAUAUUUCCAUAUUAGAUGAUCCAAUUUUUUUAAUUGUUGCAUUUAUUUUAACUAUUAGUCCUCCAGCUAUUCAAUUGAGUCAAAUUUCUCAAUUAAAUGGAAUCUAUCAAAAGGAAAUGUCUGGUGUUUUAUUUUGGGGGUAUGUUGUUUUAACUUUACCAACUACUAUUUUUAUUGUUGUUUGUUCUUUGGAAGUAUUAGAAUGGGCAAAUCCAAAUUAA